This is a messenger RNA of Porites evermanni, 3827 nucleotides long. The record is from the annotation of a GenBank genome assembly. NCBI's taxonomy places the organism in Eukaryota, Metazoa, Cnidaria, Anthozoa, Scleractinia, Poritidae.
AUGAAUUUUCUGCCGAGUUUUUACAAGUUCGUCCUUGGCUUGCUAUUCCUCGCUAAACUGGUCUUCUCAAAGAAAUAUGGCAUCGUGGAAAUCACCUCACAAAAUUAUCAGGAUAUGGUGAUCGACGGAGAAAAAGAUGCUUGGAUUGUGGCGGUGAAAGGGGCUGGCAAAAUAUCACGUACUGAAUGGCAAGACUUGGAAGUAAAUCUUCGAGGAUUAUUUGUGAGAGUAGGAAUUAUUGAUCCUGAGAAAGAUGGAGCUUUCAUGAAGAAAAAGGUAAAUUCAUUAUUUAAAUUUCUUUUGCAAAUACUUUUAGUUGAAGUUUUCUUUACAGCAGCUUUCUUUAUUGCUUUGCGGCAUUUAUAUUUUCCCGAGGUUUAUGAAUUGUUUUUUGCUUGCCUCCUUAAGGAGCAAAGGGAGACCGUAAACUGCCGUCUCUUUUUCAGAACCUCAUUAAUCCUUGUCCAGCUGACGAAAGGAUGGCGGCCCUUGGGAACAAGUUUCCUUGAGGGGUUGCGCGUGAGAUAUGGGUCGGAGUUCUGUCGAAUUGCACUAUGGGAUUGUUUUGGGGGCUCCAUUGUUUCUUUUAUUGGAUAUCACUAAGCUGCGCGGGAAACUGGGUCAGAAAUCGUUCCGUAAAACAGUCCCAUAGUGCAGUUCGACACCACACCAACCCAGUCACGCGCCACUUGAAAAUAGCCGAUGAUGUAAUACGUAGAGUGAUUUUACUUGAAUCGUGGAACAGAUACUAACAAAUAGUGCAAAAUAAUUACGAGAGGUAAACAAAAAAAGAUAAUAGAAUAAGUACAUAAUAGUGCGUUGUAUUCUACUGCCUAUUUCACGGUUCUAGUAAAAUCACUCUAAGAAACUUGUCACCGGGAUAAUAGUCAAGAAAAGAGAGAAAACUUAACGUACUGCAAAGAUUUUAUGGCAUACAAAGUUAUUUCUCUUGUCAGUAGGAUAUUAAAACAAAAAGUUUUUUUUUCUUUUAGUUUAUAGUUUAUUUCAGUAGCCUUUAUCGCCUAUACUGAUAUCAAUUGAACUGAUUUUCUUUUUAUUCCCAGGGCUUUCUUCAGAAGGACAAAAAAUAUCCAGUUGCCCGAAUAUUUCCAUAUGGUGGGUACAAAAUUAAAGCAGCUGAACAACAAGACGUGAACUCCCUGAAAGAGGCUGAAAAAAUUGCACUAGAAAGCCUUCCAGACGAAACAAUGAAGGUCAAAAACAUGGACGAACUUCAACUGUAUGUAAGACGAGCUUACUCAGCCAAACCUCUGAAAAUGCCAGUACUAUUGGUGACAGGUACAUCAAGCAUCUUUUCGUCCUUUAUUUCUCGUUAUUAGAUUAGAACUGAAUCUCCUUACAGACGUAAGAAUAAAAAUUCAAGGUCAAGCAACAACAUCUGUCUGUGGGAAAACAAAUAGAUGAUGUUUGCAGAAAAAUGAACUCGGCAGCUUUCUCGGAUAACUUGUUGCAUAUCGGCGUACUCAUCACUCUAUCACACGUAAAGUUGUCGAAGAUAUGAGUUACUGGCAACAACUAACAAUUCUGCCCCGGGGGGGGGGGGAGGGCCUCCCAAUCAUAGCCCUUACGGGCAAUCUCGGCCCACAACAGACACCCUUUUAUCGGUUUGGGCUUAUGAUAGGGGAGGGUUUUCACUAGGAUAGAUGCGUUGUAAGAAAGGGUAAGCUAAUAAGCAAUCCCGAAGGUACCAAUGUAAACACAUGGGAAGAGAGAAUGAGCAAGUGGUUAAUAGAAGGUAUAAGAAAGGAACGUUUCUGUACAAAAAGGUUUAUGGGGGGGUAUUUAGGGGGUACGGGGUGGACCUCAGGGCCGAGUUCCCCCCCCCCCCCGAAUGAAACUUUGUUAAGUACCCCCGGGGUUCAGCCUUAGAGUAUUCAGUCAUAAGGAAUAAAAGGAAAACAAAAAACAGAAUCAUCAUGAAACUGAUAUUCUCUCAUCUUUCCUUCUUCCAGAAAAACGAGUUACUUCACCUCUCUUACGCGCUAUCACUCUGAGGUAUUCCAAGUUCUUUACUUUCGGCGUGAUGCGAAAGCCUAGCCAGGACAUACUGCGGAGCUUCCACAUAGAAAAACUACCAACAAUUCUGGUGAUGAUUGCUACCGAAAGUCCUGACAAAGCGCGGAUCACAUUCAGCUCUGUAUUUUAUGAUACAAAGCUUUAUGGUGGGAUCUCUUACCUUAACUUGACGAAAUUUUUCUAUUCCGUUCAUAAUAAGCAUUGGGGAGACCAUCCCGAUGCGAAGAAAUACAAAGGAAAAGUGGGGCUAAAGGAAUUUUACGUUGAGGACCUCAAAGAAAUUUUAGCAAAGGAUGAACAGAGAGAUGAUACUUUGGAUGAGAAACGAGAAGUUGAAGUUACAUACGAGAAUCAUAAACGAGUGUGUGCUGACUCCGCACUAGGAUUGUGUUUGAUAUAUUUUGUGGAUGCUAAGGAAAAGAACGGGGUUAAGAAGGCUAUGAGACUCUUUAAAGACCUGCAGAAAAUGCCGAGUCUUGAAGGUAACGCGGCUUAUUUUAUACUGUAGUAACAUAGAAAAAAGACGAAGAGGAUUCUGGUCGUAGUAGUAAAAUGACGCCAGGGGGCAAAUGGCCUUAGUCAAGUAGAGAUGCUAUAAUUUCUUUUAAAAUAGUCACAGAAAUGAGAUCAUAUUUCUAACUCUUUUGCCUGAAAGAGGCGUGAUUUCCAAUGGGAACUACUAUAUUAAAGGGGAGGGGGGGGGGGGAUGAUCGUUGGACACAUGCAAUAGAAUCAAAAAGGCUUAGUCACGCUAUUCGCUUUUCUUUUUAACACGCUAAAACGGGUCUUUGCAUUAAUUAAAUUCCCAAAAUAAUGGUACAAUUUUGACAUUUAAGAUUAGACGGUUCCAGGCUCUCAGAUAUUAGGAAUGACGCUAAAGUGUAAGGUACGCAAAAAUAUAAGCACGUGAUCUAGGAAAAGGGGGCGUUUUCUCCCCAGUUUCUUUCCGUUUUAUUUUCGUGUUCGGGCUUUCUCAAUUUCGAGGACCCAACAAUCUCGGAGCCCUGAACAAGCUAUUUAAGAUUGGAUUGAUACUUGAAAAAAAAUAAUUUUAAUACUAUUCCUGCAAAAAUCGCAAAAAAUAUAAUAGUUAGUUCUCCCCAAUAAAUGUGUUAUAUAUGAUCUUCUUCAUAACUCUCACUGCAGGAGCCUUUUGUGUACGUGUAAAGGCGCUAAGGAAUGAAUUCAGCACAGAAUUGGCCUACAAAGAGCGAUAUCCAGCGCUGGAUACAGACCUCAAAAUAAGGGGCGGGGAUCUAAACCCUUAGAUAAGGGGGCGCCGGGUCUCCAAAAAUUUGUUUUCGGCCCUUCGGGCCUCAGUUUGGUCUAAAAACAGAGGGGAGGAGCCCGGCUUCCCCGGGCCCCUCCCCUAGAUCCGCCACUGAUAUCCUCGUGACAUAAUAGCCCCUUUCAUUCCAAAGAGAGGGGACCACCUCUUUUAUAUGUUAUAGUUUUAUUUCAUCGACUUUUCUUCCCCUUUAGGAAAACCUCUUCAUUAUCUCUGGGUGAACGCUUCGUGCCAUCCUGAAUAUGGCGAAAUCUUCGGCAUCUCUGAAGACAACCUUCCAGCGUUGUUAUUUGCAAAACCAAAACAACGGCUGUUUAAAACAAUGCAUGGUGAUCUCACUAAAGAGCGUGUUAGUGACGUUGUCUCAGAAAUUUUUCUGGGCCGGGAGAAUUUAUCGCCUUUUUCUCGAUUUAAUGAAAUGCUGCCGGUUGACUGUCAGAAAACAACCACGUCGGAAGAAACGGAUGAAAAGAGAACUAAAGCUAAGGACAAGAAAAAGUAA